Physella acuta is the source of this 1871-nucleotide messenger RNA. RefSeq names its product tetratricopeptide repeat protein 8. Gene Ontology annotation, biological process: non-motile cilium assembly. Gene Ontology annotation, molecular function: protein binding. The record is from RefSeq and is a predicted model, not a curated record. NCBI's taxonomy places the organism in Eukaryota, Metazoa, Mollusca, Gastropoda, Physidae. Gene Ontology annotation, cellular component: BBSome; non-motile cilium; ciliary basal body.
CAAGCUAUGGAUCCUUUGUUUAUGGCAAAUAGCUAUUUUAGAAGACGAAAAUUUAAAGAAACCGUUGAAAUUUGCACAGUUAUCCUAGAGAAAAAUCCUUACGACCAGGCUGCUUGGCAUUUGAAGACGAGAGCUCUGACUGGCCAGGUGUAUGUAGAUGAGGUGGACGUAGAUGAAGAAGGCAUCGCUGAGAUAUUAAUGGACGACAACAUCAUAGCCAGUGUCUCGCGGCCGGGUACAUCACUCAGAGGGCCAACAGCUAAUCAUGGUGGGCCUAGUCAAGGAGUUAGACCAACAAGCCAAAGUGGUCGACCUCUGUCAGGAUUUGUACGACCUGGAACUCAGUCAGGUCGACCUGGCACCAUGGAGCAGGCCAUGAGGACACCACGCACAGCACACACAGCCAGACCAGUCACCAGCGCCUCGGGCAGAUUUGUUCGUCUUGGAACUGCCUCUAUGCUGUCCUCACCUGAGGGUCCUUUCAUCAACUUGGCCCGACUGAACAUGACAAAAUAUGCUGCACGGCCUAGCCUGGCUAAAGGUUUAUUUGAGUACAUUUUUCAUCACGAGAAUGAUGUGAGGAAUGCACUUGAGCUUGCAGCACUGGCUACAGAGGCCUCACAGUUCAGUGACUGGUGGUGGAAAGUUGCUUUGGCUAAGUGCUACUACAGGCUUGGCAUGUACCGUGAAGCUGAGAAGCAGCUGAGGUCGGCCCUUAAAACAGAUGAAGUGAUAGAUAGCUACCUGCACCUGGCCAGGGUCUACUGCAGACUGGACCAGCCCCUGGCUGCUCUAGAGGUUUACCAGCUGGCCCUCAAGCAGUUUCCCUGUGAGACCACCCUGCUGACGGGCAUGGCUAGGAUAUAUGAGGGUCUGACCAAGAUGGAGGAGGCAGUCAAACUGUACAAGCAGGUCCUGACACAUGACAGCAUGCAUGUGGAGGCCAUCGCUUGUAUCGCCACCCACCAUUUCUACUCAGACCAGCCUGAACUGGCCCUCAAAUUCUACAGACGUCUGCUCCAGAUGGGAGUGUACAAUGGGGAACUGUUCAACAACCUUGGCCUUUGUUGCUACUUUUCCCAGCAGUAUGAUAUGACCUUGACCUGCUUUGAGAGAGCCUUGGCGCUUGCAGAGAAUGAUAUUGUUUUAGCAGACGUCUGGUUCAACAUUGGCCAUGUAGCAGUCGGCAUCUGUGAUAUGAAGCUGGCCUUCCAGUGCUUCAGACUGGCACUGUCACACAACAACGACCAUGCUGAGGCCUACAACAACCUGGGCGUGCUGGAGCUCAGGAGGAAUCACCUGGAUGCUGCCAGAUCAUUCUUCCAGGCGUCUUUUGUCAUAGCUCCCCAUCUGUAUGAACCCCAUUACAACUUUGCUGCGCUAGCCGAUCAGUUGGGAGACCUACAGAGCAGCUUUGUGUCAGCCAAGCGUGCUGUUGAGUCCUUCCCUAGCCAUGUGGAUUCUCAAGAACUCUUGAAACAGCUCAAGCAACAUUUCUCUCUCCUCUAAACCCUUAUCUCUUCCAGACCCACCUUCCUUGUAGACCCCCCUCUCUAGACCCCCACUUUCUCUAGACCCACCUCUCUAGACCCCCACUUUCUCUAGACCCCCUCUCUAUACCCCCACUUUCUCUAGACCCACCUCUCUAUACCCCCACUUUUUCUAGAUCCCUCUCUCUAUACCCCCACUUUCUCUAGACCCCCCUGUCUAUACCCCCAUUUUCUCUAGACCCACCUCUCUAUACCCCCACUUUCUCUAGAUCCCCCUGUCUAUACCCCCACUUUCUCUAGACCCCCCCUCUCUCUAGACCCCCCAUGUCUAGACCCCCCUCUCUAUACCCCCCUGUCUAUACCCCCACUUUCUCUAGACCC